GUGGGAUUCGUCAUUCUCGUCCUCGGAAUGCGUCUCAUCGUUCGAGCAGCCAACGAGGCUCGCUUUGUCGAAGGCGCGUCUUCGUCCCGAGUGCUCCAGCACGUCACGGAGACAGUGGACUCCCUCAGCACCAUCCGGUCAUAUGGGAUGGUGGAGCGCUUUUGCGGCUGCUUCUGUCGACUCGUGGACGCUAACAUGGUGACCAGAAACGCGUUCGUCUGCUGCCAGAGGGUCGGCAGGGCCCUGGUCGGUGCAGUGGGCUUUGCUGUCGUGUUUUCCACGCUCCUAUUGGCUCUCUUCACUGUCAACAGCAGCGCCAGCGGCGUCGGCUUGACUCUCAGCUCUUCACUGUCCCCUGAUGUGGAGAUCCAAGAAGAGGACCAGCAGAGCAAGAAUAGAUCGGAGGUCCUUUCGAUUCUGCCCUUGGAUCACGAAUGGCCAACGGAAGGCAGGCUGGAGUUCCAGGACUGCGCAGCGUCUUACCGUCCAGGCAUCUUGCCCGAUGUCCUAAAGGGUGUCACGUUCGUUGUUCAGCCACAUGAGAAGGUGGGCGUUGUAGGAAGAACCGGAGCUGGCAAGUCUUCCCUGGUGCUCGCGCUCCUUCGGGUCCUGAAGAGCUCCCAGGGCAGCAUCCGGAUCGACGGCGUCGACAUCAAGGCGGUGCCGCUGAGGAGGCUCAGAAACGCGGUCACCGUGAUACCUCAGGAUCCAAGCCUAGUGCGAGGCAGCCUUCGAGAAAACCUGGAUCGUACUGGGAGCCGCAGUGACGAAGAACUGUGGCGAGUUCUACGAGAAGCUCACCUGGCGGACUUCGUCACCUCGCAGGCCAAGGGUCUUUCCCUGGAAGUAGGCGACGGAGGUUCAAAUCUCAGUGCUGGACAGAGGCAACUAGUGUGCCUGGCCAGGGCGCUAAUCCGCAAGCCGAAGGUGCUCCUCUUGGACGAAGCCACGUCCCAGAUGGACGGGGACACAGAUCGCUUGAUCCAGGCGACGCUGAGGGAGAGCUUCGCCGGUUGCACUCUCCUGGCCAUAGCACACCGCAUCAACACCGUUCUGGACUACGACAAAAUCCUGGUGAUGGGAGACGGCAGAGUUCUCGAAUACGGGCCAGUGGACAAGCUUCUAGGCAACACAAAUUCGUUGUUUCAAGGAAUGGCAAGAGAAGCGGGGGUCUUAAAUAAUAACACACAUUUUUAAACGAAGCAAACAGCAAAACACUUUCAACGUCUUUCACUGACAUGGACACCACGGAACCGUCCACAACGCGUCGAUCUGUUCAAGAUUUCCCCCCUACAUUUUUGAACCGCAGAAUACAAGUCACUUCUGAUGUUUGUAAACAAUCCAGUAGAUGUGGCCCUUUUGUUUCCGUCUGCAUUUAUAAAUUCAGGUGGUUAUACUUG
This is a messenger RNA of Ixodes scapularis (black-legged tick), 1400 nucleotides long. Its product is annotated as ATP-binding cassette sub-family C member 2. The record is from RefSeq and is a predicted model, not a curated record. Gene Ontology annotation, cellular component: membrane. Gene Ontology annotation, molecular function: ATP hydrolysis activity; ABC-type transporter activity; ATP binding. The transcript is spliced from 7 exons. Gene Ontology annotation, biological process: transmembrane transport. Lineage: Eukaryota; Metazoa; Arthropoda; Arachnida; Ixodida; Ixodidae. The coding region runs from base 28 to 1197 and encodes 389 amino acids.